Molecule: messenger RNA, 1573 nt
Organism: Dothidotthia symphoricarpi CBS 119687
Lineage: Eukaryota; Fungi; Ascomycota; Dothideomycetes; Pleosporales; Dothidotthiaceae
Exons: 3
Coding region: 58-1344 (428 amino acids)
Source: RefSeq, a predicted model, not a curated record
CGUCAAUCAAACGCAUAACCAAUCAAAUAUCCAAUUAAGAUUCAAUCACCUCUCAAGAUGCCAUCUCCAUUCUCCAUUGAUCGUCGUGCACUUUGCCAACACGCCGACUAUCGAGUAGGCUGCUUGUCUUGCAGCGCUGACGACAUGCGCAGCGAGCUUAAAGAGGCUGUUACAGAGAGCAGCAAUCGAGGAAAAUCAAUGAGGGAUUAUCAAGCUCUUCUCGUAGCCACCGCUGUUUGCGGCAGCGAUAGAGAAUGCUUUAUUGCAAAGCUGGAAAGAAUCACAAAGCAAUGCGCGGCAUGGGAUGAGCGUUGCCAAGUGCUGAAGAAAAUGGUUGCCUCUGUAGAGGCACAAGUCAAAGAUGUGUGCAAUCGCACUGACCCAAAUGCACUCUCGGAAGCAUUCGAGUACAACGCAACGGAGCGCGAAGAUGAACUCCGGCAAAUAUGGCGCAAUGCUGCGAAGAGUAAGGUUGAUGACGGAUUCGUUCUCUUCUGCUCAGAGGAUCCCACAUGCGAGCUGCCAUUCAAGGGUAUAGACCGCUCCAAUAUUCCGGCGACCGCAGACACGCUGGUGAGUGAUGGGAUUGGCCUCGAAGUAUUUCUCAAAGCUGGCAAAGCUUCCCAGAGGCUGCCAAAUACGUCAGUAGGUGACCGGACUGACCCAUCUAUCAUGAGUUAUGGUCGCGCUCUUGAGAUGUUCGGUGUGCCAGAUGGGCCUGGGAACGACUGGCGCCAAGCAAGCGAGUCAAGUACAGAGCCUGUGGUAAGGGAGAUACUGGCGCAGGUCGAUAUCACGGAAAUAACAUCAAAAGCCGAGAAGCAAGAGGCAAGAACCGAGUACGAUUACCAGAGACUGCGCGAUUGGCAACCUCCAACCACUCCGUUGUUGUCAGAAGACCAACAAUGGGCUCUUUUCGGCAGCAAGAAGCAUAUGGCAGAUGCGGCUAUCCUUGCUCGUCAAUAUGCUAAGCUAGUGGCCGAAAAAGAGCGCGACGGGAGCUCAACGGCAACUCCUGUAACAUCAGAGAAUCCUACCGAGACUACAACAAAUAGUGGAUGGCCACCAGUUGAUCAACUCGAUUGGGCGGGACUCACAAACUGGUUAUCCCGCUGCAAACAGGUGGACAAAGCCUUCGGAAGAGAGACUCUCCCGUCUUGGAACAAGCAACGAGAGCAACGCCGAGCCACGGUAGUAGCCCAACUCAAGGCAUGGGUGCCUCCCCAAGGAUUCGAUGACGGUUCGUCGAGCCACCAGCACCCGACAAAGUUCUACACCGGCACACCUCUUUGCAUCCUCGAUGCAAAGAAACUUGGCUUGAACGUGCAACCCGCCAAACGCUAGGCUCUACCUGCGAUCCUUUCAACUACAUGCUAUUGAUUAAUUUCUCUAGCUCCUCUCAACUACAUGCUAUUGAUUUAGUUCUCUAGCUCCUCUCAACUACUUGCUAUUGAUUCAGUUCUCUAGUUUCUUAUACUAGCUAUUAAUAAAGCUCUUAGAGCUUUCUUCUUUAGAGUAAUUAAUUACUUAUUUUACGCUUGACGUGCAUCAACAACGCAAUAACUACUUCUAC